AUGAGCAACUUCGGCGACUUGAAUCCUGCGUUUUCCGGUGCGGGUCGUAACAAACCUGACCCGAGUUUCAAUUCGGCGCCGUUUUCACGGUCAUCAUCUUCUGGUCUUUCUAAGCCGAGAUUCUCUAAGGUGAGAAAGCAAGUCAAGUCUCAGAGCUUGAAGCCGUCGUCGGUGACUUCUGAUUCCUUACCGGGUCAGGGUUUCAACCCGUUUCAUUACCCUGGUCCAUUUUCCGGUGAUCCACUUCUGGGUGAGGUUAGAUUUGGCCGGAGCAGUAAUGAGAGUUUUGUAUUCGGAUCAAUUGGUAGUGGGAAAUUGAGCUCUGGUGAAGAAUUUGGGAAAAGUGUAAUGGAGGAAAUGGGGAAGUUGAAGAUUGAGAGUGAUGAUGGGAAUUUGGCUUCGAGGCUUCCUGAAAAUAUGCAGAAUUUGAAUAUCAAGGAUUCUCAUUUAGGCGAAAAUGCGAGGAGGAAUGUAGACGAUGAACUUCCAACUCUAUUGAGUAGUAAAUUGACAAUUGAUGGUAACAAAGAUAACUUCGGUUCUUCUUCUUCGUGGAGUAAAGGCAAUGUGAUCCAGGAAAGUAUGGAGAAGUUGAAUAUUUCAGAGAGGGUGUUUGAUCAGAAACAAAAUAAUAAUGUCAAAUCCAUGGAUUAUGUUGGGGAGAAGAUACUAUUUGAUGAAUUGUGUAGAAAGUUGAGUGUUGGAAGUAUAGCUACUGAUGGGAUAAAUGUAAGGCAUUCCUCAGCUGAGAACCUUUCUGCAGAUUCACUUCAGGGAAAUGCGAGUGGGGAGAACAGUUCACGUUCGAUGAAUUACAGUUUUCUAGGUACAGAGCCAAGUGAACAUCUGAAUCCUAGGAAUGUUCAUGGUGCGACCUCUACAGUAAAUUCUCCCGAUUUUAGUUUUUCAAGUAAUCAGGACAGUGCGGGGACAACUUUUAUGGAGUUCAAGACCCCUAAUUCGAAACUAAACCCAUUUUCUAGCUUGGACCAGAAAUUGGGUUUCAAUGUUAAGAAGGACAAUGUUGGUGCCACGAGAGCGAGAAGAAAAGGGGGUAAGCAGCCUGUGAAAGUGCAGCUAAAUAUUGGACAUGAGUUUGCUUUUGCAGAAAGUGCUUUUCCACAUGGAAGCAAUGAGGCUCCUGAGUCUUAUUCACCGAUGGAUAUAUCUCCAUAUGAGGAGACAAGAGAUUGUAGAGACUUUUCCGGUGUAUCAGAUCAGUUUCUGAAUUCAGACAAAAGGCAUCUCUCAUCUGAUAUUCCGCCUUCUGCUCCAAAUGAUGUGUUUGAUGAAGAGCUAGUUGCUGCAACUGAACGGAUGGAAAUAAACGAGGGGGAUGAAGUUAAUAACUAUCAAGCUAAGGAACUUAAUACUGGGAAAUGUGCUGAUCAUGAAGAUCCUGCUGAAGAUUCUAUAUCUGGGGCUGAAACUGAAAGUUUUAAAUCGGCAGCGGAAGAAAUGGAAACUAGUAGUGAAACUUUCGUCUCAGCUUCAGAAAGUGAGGUUACUUCAAGGUUUAGGCCUGAUAGGCAAGAAAAUGACGACCAUUCCCUUUUUAAUUCAAAUGCUGCUAGUCCCAACUUUGCCUUUUCUGCUUCAUCGUUUUCGGGGGUGCACGGGCAACCAUCAACUUCAAAGCGUAUUAACAGAAAGAAAAACCCAGUUAAACUUGGGCAGGAUCCAUAUAUUUUAAUUCCUAAUGCAACACUUUCAAUUCCUUCAUCACUAAAAUCUUCACAACAUUCUCCAUUAACUGGUGUUCACUCGCACUUUUCUACGGGGAAACCCAGUGAAAGGGAUCCGCUUACUCGUCUACACAAGCCUAUUAAUAAUUCUGUGAUGGACAAAGCACGAGACGAAAAGGAUGUGUCUAAUGCAGCGCAAGAAGCAUGUGAAAAGUGGCGCUUAAGAGGAAAUAAUGCUUACAAAAAUGGAGAUCUUCCCAGAGCUGAAGAAUCUUAUUCUCAAGGGAUAGAUUCAGUGCCUAAAAUCGAGUCUUCUAGAAAUUGUCUAAGGGCACUGAUGCUUUGCUACAGCAACCGUGCUGCAACACGCAUGGCCCUUGGAAGAAUGAGAGAAGCAAUAUCAGAUUGUACGAUGGCUUCUUCCAUAGACUCCAACUUCCUUAAAGUUCAAGUUAGAGCUGCAAAUUGUUAUCUUUCACUUGGGGAGAUUGAAGAUGCAUCCAAGUAUUUCAAAAAAUGCUUGCAAUCUGGAAGUGACAUCUGUGUGGACCGUAAAAUUAUUGUAGAGGCUUCUGAAGGUCUACAAAAGGCUCAGAGAGUUUCCGAAUGUAUGCAUGAAGCUGGCUGUCGUUUGCAACUUAGAGCAUCAACUGAUGUUGAGAAAGCUUUGGAAGUACUGGAAGAAUGUCUACUGAUAAGUCCAUACUCUGAAAAGUUACUCACCAUGAAGGGAGAGGCGCUUUUGAUACUUGAGAAGUAUGAAGCAGCAAUAAAGCUGUGUGAGCAGACAGUUGAUUUGGCAGGAAAGAAUUCUCUUCCCGUAGUCUCUAUGGCUAACUCAGAUUCUCAUGACACUCCCAAGGACAUCAAUUUUAGAAUUUGGCGGUGUCGUCUUAUGCUUAAAUCAUAUUUCCAUAUGGGAAAGCUUGAGGAGGCGAUUGCUUCUCUUCAGGAGCAAGAGCAAUUACUAUCUCCUACCAAAAGUGAUGGAAACAAAACUCUUGAAUCCUCCAUUCCAUUGGCUGCUACCAUACGUGAGCUGUUGCGCCUUAAGUCGGCAGGGAAUGAAGCCUUUCAGUCUGGACGAAACACUGAAGCGGUUGAGCAUUACACAGCAGCCUUGUCUUGCAAUGUGGAGUCGCGUCCUUUCACAGCUGUUUGUUUCUGUAACCGUGCUGCUGCAUAUAAGGCUCUUGGUCAAUUUUCGGACGCUAUUGCAGACUGCAGUCUUGCUAUUGCUCUUGACCAAAAUUACUCAAAGGCUAUUUCUAGACGAGCCACAUUGUUUGAAAUGAUUAGGGAUUAUGGACAGGCAGCCAGUGAUAUGGAGAGAUAUGUUAAUAUUCAAACCAAGCAAAUGGAAGAGAAGACCUCUGGAGUUCACGACAGGUUCAGUAGUUUGGCCAAUGACAUAAGACAAGCUCGUAUACGACUUUCCGAACUUGAAGAGAAAUCAAGGAAAGAAAAUUCUUUGGACAUGUACCGUGUCUUGGGUGUUGUACCAUCAUGCUCGGCUUCAGAUAUCAGAAAGGCAUAUAGGAAGGCCGCACUCAAACAUCAUCCCGACAAGGCCGGACAGUCUUUGACAAGAAACGAGACUAAAGAUGAGAGGUUAUGGAAGGAGAUAGGAGAAGAAGUGCGCAGAGAUACCGAUAAAUUAUUUAAAAUGAUUGGGGAAGCGUAUGCUGUGCUUUCAGACCCUGCCAAGCGUUCUCAGUAUGAUCUCGAAGAAGAGAUGCAUAAUGCGCAGAAGAGACGUGAAGGAAGCAGCACAUCUGGAGCAGACACAGAUGCUAAUUAUCCAUUCAAUAGCAGUAGAAGAAACUGGAGAGAAGUAUGGAGUUCACGUAGGGAAGCAUCAGCUUCGAGGUGGUAUGAACCAAACCGAUCAAACCGAUACCCGUUGUAA
This is a messenger RNA of Arabis nemorensis, 3594 nucleotides long. NCBI's taxonomy places the organism in Eukaryota, Viridiplantae, Streptophyta, Magnoliopsida, Brassicales, Brassicaceae. The record is from the annotation of a GenBank genome assembly.